AAUGAAGCGCAAAAAUCGUAAUCGUUGUUUACGUUAAUGUUGCCUGCUGCAAUUGGACAAAACUCCAGAAAAUAACAAAAGGUCUCGCUCAGGAUUUUAUCUAGUUUCUGCUAAUUCAACGAUUUGUACUAUGCCCCGCCGCAACGAGCUCAGUCAACCGACACCUUCCACUUCAAGGGGUCGGCCAUCGCAGCAACAAACGCCCCAACCGUUUGGUAGCCAAGGCACGCAACCGGCUACCCCAGUAGACAGUGAGCUUGACCAACUGGUCAUCAAUAUGGUGCGUACGGUGUUAAAUCUUUCUGUUAACAAACAUCCAAUCAAAAAGAGUGACUUGGUUAAGAAUGCCCUUGGAGGAAAUGGGCGCAUUUUCGCAAAAAUUAUUGGACCGGUCGUGGCUGAACUGAGUGAUGUCUACGGUUAUAAACUUGUCGAAAUGGAGCAUAACAAGACGUAUCUUCUGGUGUCCAAUUUGCCAUGCGCCUCGAUUUUGGAGCUCAACGAAGAUUAUCGGCGAAAGUACACGUUGCUCUACAUGGUAUUGGGGUACAUAUUUAUGAAGAAUGGCAGCGUGCCGGAGCAAGGUUUGUGGGACUUUCUAGCGAAGCUGAACAUCAAGGAAGAAGAACAUCAUGUUUAUUUCGGAAAUGUGGGCAAAUUGAUAACGGAAACUUUCCUUAAGCAGGCCUAUCUUGUCCGAGUUAAGCAGGUCGUGGAAGGCAUGAACGAUGAUCGUUUCUACUAUAGCUGGGGUUUACGGGCUGAGCAGGAGCUGAGCAAAAAGGACAUUCUAGAGUCGAUCUGUAAAUUGCUCGGUAAGCCAUCGAUUUGCUACGUUACGCAGUACACAGCGGUCUACGGUGAUAGGAUGAAUACUGAUGAUGAGCCAAUGGAAACAUCACAAGCACAAUGAUUUUUUUUACUGUUAGUGGUUUAUAUAUUUUAAGGAUUCUAACUCAGUUAAUGAAUAACAGCCAUAUGUAAUUCAUCUGCCUAAUUACAUACCUAAUUAGGUUUUCGUGUAGUAGCAGCAUCUACUAAUGCUUUGCUGGAUUAAAAAGAAAUCUUGUAUCUUGAAUAGGGCGAGGAAAACUACAUAGAAAUAUGAAAAAUUAAUCCACGCUCGUUGCUAACUUAUACAAAAGAGUAACAGAAAUAUUACUUAGCAAUAUCCAUGACCAAAAAGAGUAAAAAGCCCAAAUUAGGCAAAUAUCCUCUGUUGGCAAGCCUGUUUGUGAUAUCUUGUUAGGGGUUUUUGUAUUUACUAAAGGUUCUUAGAAACGUACGCUCAUAAUUUAUAGGAUACAAUUUCAAAAGGAUAACCAAUAAUUCAUCUGGUAUGUAAUAACUAUGUAAAACAUAGAAAUUUGAUAGUCUAUUUACUUAUA
Messenger RNA from Sabethes cyaneus, 1388 nucleotides. RefSeq names its product non-structural maintenance of chromosomes element 3 homolog (gene MAGE). The record is from RefSeq and is a predicted model, not a curated record. Lineage: Eukaryota; Metazoa; Arthropoda; Insecta; Diptera; Culicidae. Bases 131 to 913 code for a protein of 260 amino acids. Gene Ontology annotation, cellular component: nucleus. The transcript is spliced from 3 exons.